AUGAGUCUCCUCAAUAAACCCAAGAGUGAGAUGACCCCAGAGGAGCUGCAGAAGCAGGAGGAGGAGGAAUUCAACACAGGUCCCCUCUUGGUGCUGACCACAGAGAUGUGGACUGAGGUCCCCAAGAGCAGCAAAGGUAAGAAGAAGUCCAAGCCUGUUAACAAGGACCGAUACAUCUCCAAUAUGUUCCUGCAAGGGGAUUCGGUCAUUGUGGUGCUGCGGAACCAGCUCAUCGCCGGCAAGUAG
Messenger RNA from Peromyscus californicus insignis, 246 nucleotides. RefSeq names its product small nuclear ribonucleoprotein Sm D2-like. Bases 1 to 246 code for a protein of 81 amino acids. Gene Ontology annotation, cellular component: U1 snRNP; U4/U6 x U5 tri-snRNP complex; U5 snRNP. NCBI's taxonomy places the organism in Eukaryota, Metazoa, Chordata, Mammalia, Rodentia, Cricetidae. The transcript has 2 exons. The record is from RefSeq and is a predicted model, not a curated record. Gene Ontology annotation, biological process: RNA splicing; spliceosomal snRNP assembly.